Messenger RNA from Vigna umbellata (rice bean), 441 nucleotides. Lineage: Eukaryota; Viridiplantae; Streptophyta; Magnoliopsida; Fabales; Fabaceae. The record is from RefSeq and is a predicted model, not a curated record.
AUGGCUUGUGCACACUUCUACCAUUGCGCGGCGAGUCUGAUAUUCCGGUCCGAUACUGGAGCUCGUUUGGGCCAGAUUUUGACGCUAGAGAGUCCUCAAAGUUCGUUGCUUGGAACUGAGCUUAGGGUCUCAUCAUGCAGUCUCAAUCUCAGAAAUCACGUGCCUGUUUCACGGCGCCGGCCCCUAGCCGUCACUGUCUCCGUUAGCCUUCCCACGGCAAAACCAGAGCGUGCUUCUCCUGGCCAAAAAUUUCCCAAAUGGUCUUCCAAGGCUAUAAAAUCGUUUGCAAUGUCUGAAUUGGAGGCUAGGAAACUUAAGUAUCCUACUACCGGAACUGAAGCCCUUCUCAUGGGGGUUCUCAUCGAGGUCUCCAUGGCUAAACUUUUGUAUUCUGUUUCUGCCUUUGAAAAGGCUACCAAGCUUUGCUUCUUGGACCACUGA